This is a messenger RNA of Cottoperca gobio, 1420 nucleotides long. RefSeq names its product golgi SNAP receptor complex member 1 (gene gosr1). The coding region runs from base 80 to 694 and encodes 204 amino acids. The record is from RefSeq and is a predicted model, not a curated record. Lineage: Eukaryota; Metazoa; Chordata; Actinopteri; Perciformes; Bovichtidae. Gene Ontology annotation, biological process: endoplasmic reticulum to Golgi vesicle-mediated transport; inter-Golgi cisterna vesicle-mediated transport; vesicle fusion. Gene Ontology annotation, cellular component: cis-Golgi network; Golgi medial cisterna; Golgi membrane. The transcript is spliced from 8 exons. Gene Ontology annotation, molecular function: SNAP receptor activity.
CUUUGUUUUGUAAGUGGAGUCUUCUUCUGACACGUGACGCGUCCUGGACUAAUAUCCGUGACGUAGCAGGACAACAAAGAUGGCAGGAAUAGGAGGCAGCAGCUACUGGGAAGAUCUGCGUAAGCAGGCCAGACAGUUGGAGAAUGAACUCGACCUAAAGUUGGUCUCCUUCAGUAAACUGUGCACCAGCUACAGCAGCUCCAGGGAUGGACGUCGAGGAGACACGUCAGACACCACCCCUCUGCUAAACAACUCUACCCAAGACAGGAUGUUUGACACCAUGUCAGUGGAGAUCGAACAGCUGCUGGCCAAACUGACUGCAGUCAAUGACAAGAUGGCGGAGUACACCAACACCCCGGGUACGGCUUCUCUCAAUGCUGCGCUCAUGCACACGCUCCAGCGACACAGAGACAUCCUACAGGAUUACACACACGAAUUCCACAAAACCAAAGGCAACUUUUUGGCCAUCCGGGAACGGGAAGACCUGCUAGGGUCUGUGAGGAAAGACAUUGAAACAUACAAGAGUGGCUCCGGGGUCAACAACAGAAGAACAGAGCUGUUUCUAAAGGAGCAUGAGCAUAUGAGAAAUUCGGACCGACUGAUGGAUGACACAAUAAGAUACCAUCCAUCUCUCACUAGUCGCUGCUCCUUUCCCUCCCUGCAGACCGGCACAAAUGACAAAUAUGUUGCGUAGGAUUUACCCUCCAUCCCUCCAGGCUGUUCUCUCUCCCACCUACUGCCUUUUCCGUUUCCACUCCUUGCAUCUCGUAAGAAUUGGCUUGGACAGCGCUCUGAUUGGUGGAUUCUGUCUCUGAAAUGGUGGAUGAUGCUGUGUGAUAUUUCUACCUUCCCUUCCCCUAAUUGCUUAUUUUCCCCAACCCUAGUGCUUUUUUUCAACAGCCCUUCCCAAACUUUUUAACCCUAUAGCAUUGCAUUUAUGUAUCUUAUCUUAACCCCCUUAAUUUGGGAAUUGUCGCAACAUAUACAGUUGUUAAGGUUAGAUAUUGUGUAGAAUCUGAACUUCUCAUGUUGUUCUCUCCAGAUUAGGAUUUCCAUUAGACUACAGAUUUGGUCACAUCUGAAAUCCUAGCUAAAUGAUGAAUAAAUAAACGCAUAUAUUUCUCUAUCUGUAAUGUUAAACCAGUUAAAAGGUUUUCCUUUGGCUUGCUUCCUGUGUUUGCUUUGUUAGGGGUUAUUCAAAUGAAAAGCACACACUCAACCUUUCAAGACGUUAUUCAUGUCUGUGAAGUGUCCUCUUCCUGUGGUUACUCCUUUGACAACUUUGAUCCUAAUUUCCAUUUCCCUCUGGUGCACGUUUGAACAAAAUCAACCUUUUUAUUUUUAGUGUUAGACAGAUUAAUUGACAACUUGAGACCCAAUCACUGACUGAUCACGGACAGUGUGUGUGUGUGUGUGUGUG